UCUGCCUCAACUAGUACGAAUACUCUCACUCACCCAACUCUUUGGGUGCAAACUGGAACCAACUUUUGUCAACCGUUACCGGGCCGGCUGACGAUGACGACGGAAACUCGGGAAGGGGAGGGGAGGGAGGCCACUCACUUACACCGCCGCUCUUGGAACUGCGGAUGUAAGAUCUGCCCAGGUUGCCCGCGUUCUUACACUUCCCAACGCGCAAGCGCAAGCGCAAGCGAAGCAAAGCAAAGCAAAGCAAAGCACAACAUACAAUUCUCAAAGAAGACGGGGCUUGUAUUCUCAAGAAACGCAAUUUCGUUUCCAGAGAUCACAUGCGAUGCACCUCGUAGAGAAAGCUCCGCCUUUGCGCAUACAUACAUGCCUCACAUACAUGCUGCUGCUGCUCCUGCGUAUGAUGGGGAGGGGCCCUCUAGUGUAGGCUCUUGGAGAUGCACUCACUCCCCCACCCUUGAGGAGAAAGAGAAAGACACAUACGGAGUAGAGAGAUGGGAAAAGGGAAUCGUCGCAUCGGUGAUUGAGGUUCGGCGGGGGCGAAUUUCCAACGAGAGUCGGCGCCGCUUUUCAACAUUCAUCGCCAAUGGGACAUUGUGAAAACAUGUCGAUUAAGCCGACCAUUUGCUGGCCCCCUCACCCCCCGUCAAACGUCUCUACUCCGUAGACUCUGCAUCUUGAGUGCAUCUUGGACGGAGCCAGGGCGUGCCAGGGCGUGCCAGGGUCAUAGGGUGGGAUUACAGGGGUCAUGAUGAGCCCUGCCGGAGCCCUGGACGAUUUGCCCAGUUCAGGUAGAUUCUGGAAGUCGUCCGGCUUUUGCACCAAUCGAAACUCUGAAAAAUGACAAUAAUUCGAGUCAAUCAGAAGCGGUAAAAGUAGACGGUGUGGGCG
This is a messenger RNA of Colletotrichum phormii, 894 nucleotides long. RefSeq lists its product as uncharacterized. The record is from RefSeq and is a predicted model, not a curated record. Bases 94 to 603 code for a protein of 169 amino acids. The transcript has a single exon. NCBI's taxonomy places the organism in Eukaryota, Fungi, Ascomycota, Sordariomycetes, Glomerellales, Glomerellaceae.